UCCAGGUCAGUUGCAGACACACCCUGUACUAUCUGUAAAGUACAGCCUCCUCCAUACUGUAUAAAUAAUCAUCCAAGAGAUGUGAGAGAUGAAGAGGCUUGUCCACAUGAGGACCAUCAAUCUGAGAUUUUGCCAUGGAUGCUAUGAGACUCUGCUUCCUGCUCUUCUGCCUCUUCUUGGCGAGCGUCUCUUCUGUGAGAAAACUUAACAAUAUUGAUGACUUGAAAAACGUUGACUAUGGCAAGUCUGCUCCACGUCAUGGACUCCAGUUAUUGUUCUGGUUUGCUCAAGAAGUUGUGGAUGUUGAUCAGAACAACGUUCUCAUCCUUGAUUCGAAUUUUGACCCUCAUAGAGGCGACUUUGGAUUCCAUCGGUAUUUAAAUAAAGAGGGCAUUCUCCCCUCAUUGAGCUCUUUGCAGAGUUACUAUUCAGUUGGCAAUUUAAAAUCUCCUGGAGCCAAAGCAUUGCCAGCCUAUGUGCAGAGGUAUUACAGAAACACCAAUGUCCCAGAAAGAAACAUGGACAGGCUCAUUGUCUCGAUGAUCCAAAACAACCCAAACAGGAUGUUCAGGGUGUUUAUUACGGCACAUAACCUUCACAAGAAUGACUUUAAUCUUUCUGACACUUAUGAGAUCGAUCCUGCACUGAUCUUGCAGAUCAGACACCCUUAUAACUGCACUCUGGAUCAGAACAAUAAUUAUGGUAUUUAUAAAGAAGAUCAGAGAUGCCGUCAGUUUCUGAUACAGACAGGAUAUAACAGCACUGAAUGUACACACAGAGAUACCAGCCACAGAAAGAAACGCUCACCCUCUGCCCAUUGUAUUACAUAUGAGGGAGUUAAACUAGAGAUAAAAGCAUCUACACAAGGUUACUCAAAACUCGUAUGGGAGAUACCUGCUUACAUAAUUGAAAAUUCCAAAUAUGUACACAUUGAUAUUUGCCAAAACACUCAUUCCAGUGAUACCAGUGAAGUUCAUGCACUUGUCAGGAAACAGUUCCAUAUUCAUAAAUCAUCUGGGGCUUUAGAUACUUCCGUCUCACUGGAUGCUGGUCUCCAACCCCGACUGCGACUUUACACAUCACUUUUCAAUUAUCAUUUCACCGAACCAUACAUUUGGUAUGGACCAGAGUUUGAUGGAGCUAAUAGAGCGAUCCCCACUAGAAUAAAUGGGUUUGACGCCAGCCUGCAACUCUAUGCUGAAGACGGCAAAGCCUGUGCUCGACUCUACAUCAAAAAAACCUUCAGUAACUGGGAGGAUGUUUUCAAAAACUCAUGGGUUGGGUUCUACAAAAGUUCACAAGAUGAAAAUGAUGACUAUUACACAUAUCAAUAUGCUGUGAAGUUUCCAAAGAUUAAUAAUUAUAUCACAGACAAUUAUGAUGUUUACCAGUACAAUUCCAGUUUGGCUAUGGCUCCUGGAGUUCAAAUCCGCUUCUUGCUGGACAAAAAAUAUAACAAUGUUUUAGCACAAACUACACCCUGGGAGGAUGUUGAAGAACUGACAUUAUUACCAUCAGAUUGUGGAACACCGAAUCCUGGUCCUCAGCCUAAACUCUCAUCGCCCUGGUCUGAAUUCUUUUAUGGACAAGGGUUUUAUGAUGCUAGCAAAGUCAUCUCUAUUAAAAUCCCAAAGUUUGAUGCUGGUCUGCAGCUCUUCACUGAAGACGGUAAAGCUUGUACUCGACUUUAUAUCAAGAAGACUUUCAGAAACUGGAAAAAUACCUUCUACUACUCAUGGGUGGGGUUUUACACUAGUUCACAAAAAAACAAUGAAGCGUAUGAUGCAUAUCAAUAUGCUGUGAAUUUUAAAAAAAUGAUGGAUGGUACCAAGAAUUUUGAUAUUUAUCAGCACAAAUCCAAUCUGGCAAUUGCGCCUGGAGUACAGAUCCGUUUCCUGAUGGACAAAGGUUAUGAUAAAUUAUUAGUGCAAACUGAGCCCUGGAAGAGUGGUUAAAACAUUCAUUAAUGUAUCAGGUUAUAACAAAUCAUAAAAACAUUAAAGUUCCUUUUAACUGUGACUUUACUCUUUGGGACUUAUAUGUGAUGUAUACAUGUACAUCAACAUUUGUAACAAUCUUCUGCCCAUGUCCUGAUAAGCAUGAUAAUUAAAGGAUUAUUUCACUUUAGAAUUAAAAUUUCCUGAAAAUUUACUCGCCGCCAUUUCAUCCAAGAUGUUCAUUAUGUAAUCAAGUUGGAAAGGUCACGUGUGACGUAGGCGGAGGUACUGCGGUACACAACAAAAUCACCAGGGUUCUCUAAAUAGUGUUAAAGUAACACUAAAGCAGAGUUAAAGUUAAUGAGAUAAGUAAGAGAUUAAUUAAGUAAUGUUAACAAGCAGAAUCACUGAAGAAAAGACAAUCCUCCUCUUCUGAGAUCAUGAGAUAUAUAAAGUCUUUUAUCUUCAGUUGAUUCUGCUUGUUAACAGCAGGUGUUCAUCAUUAACGCUCAAUCAUUGCUUAAUUAUCUCAUUAACUUUAACUCUGCUUCAGUGUUACUUUAACACUAUUCAGUGAGGGACCAUAUGUACUCCGAGCAGAGUUGAUUUAACUCUGGUGAUUUUUCUGUGUAGGGUGAAAAUCUCAUUUUCUACUCCAAGUUGAAAAUCGUCCAACAUCGUUGUUUUAUCUUUUUUUGUAAAGGGUGUUUGACUUAGUCUUUGCACGUUCACUUUGUAGACACUGGAUCAAUACUUUCACCUAUACGUCACGCGUGACCUUUCCAACGUGAUUACGUCAUGCGUGCGGAUCGCAGAGCAGUACAAGAUGAGCAUUUUUGGUUAAAAAGUAUAUAAAUGUAAUUAGAAAAUGACUGAUCGUUUCGCUAGAUAAGACUCUUAUUCCUCGCCUGGGAUUGUGUAGAGCCCUUUGAAGCUGCACUGAAACUACA
Molecule: messenger RNA, 2887 nt
Organism: Megalobrama amblycephala (Wuchang bream)
Lineage: Eukaryota; Metazoa; Chordata; Actinopteri; Cypriniformes; Xenocyprididae
Exons: 2
Coding region: 135-1955 (606 amino acids)
Source: RefSeq, a predicted model, not a curated record